Molecule: messenger RNA, 1542 nt
Organism: Penicillium olsonii
Lineage: Eukaryota; Fungi; Ascomycota; Eurotiomycetes; Eurotiales; Aspergillaceae
Source: the annotation of a GenBank genome assembly
AUGUCCAAGCUAUGGAUUGGAGCCUACGCCCUUCUGGCCUUUGUGGCAGUUGUCGUGUUGAAUCUCAUCUACCAAGCCCUCUUCCGCGCAUUCAACAAGACCAGGCCGCCACUGGUAUUCCAUUGGGUUCCCUUCGUGGGCAGCACAAUUCACUAUGGCAUGGACCCGUAUGACUUUUUCUUUACGUGCCGCGAGAAGUACGGUGACAUUUUCACCUUCAUUCUUCUCGGCCGCCCCACCACUGUCUACCUCGGAACCAAAGGGAACGAGUUCAUUCUCAAUGGCAAGCUGAAGGAUGUCAAUGCGGAGGAGGUCUACAGCCCUUUGACCACUCCGGUCUUUGGGUCCGAUGUCGUCUACGACUGCCCGAAUUCAAAGCUCAUUGAGCAGAAGAAAUUCAUCAAAUUCGGUCUCUCCCAGGCAGCGCUUGAGGCUCAUGUGCCAUUGAUUGAGAAGGAGGUUGUGGACUACCUUGCCAUGUCACCCAACUUCCAUGGAACGUCGGGUACCGUGGAUAUUUCAUCGGCAAUGGCAGAGAUCACGAUCUUUACCGCCGGCAGCGCUCUCCAAGGCGAAGAAGUGCGAUCCAAGCUCACCACCGAGUUUGCAGUUCUCUACCACGAUCUGGACAAAGGUUUCACUCCAAUCAAUUUCAUGUUGCCGUGGGCUCCUCUACCACACAACAAGAAACGCGAUGCUGCACAUGCACGCAUGCGUGCAAUCUACGUUGACAUCAUCAACAAGCGCAGAAAUGCCGGCGACAACGUUCCCGAGAAGCUCGACAUGAUUGGAAACUUGAUGCAGUGUACCUACAAGAAUGGUCAACCCUUGCCAGACAAGGAGAUUGCUCAUAUCAUGAUCACACUGCUCAUGGCUGGUCAGCACUCUUCAUCUUCCAUUAGCUCCUGGAUCAUGCUGCGUCUCGCCUCGCAGCCCAACGUUGUCGAGGAACUCUACCAAGAGCAGCUAGCCAACAUUGAGCGCACGGAUCCCAACGGUCCCUUGCCACCUCUUCAGUUCAAGGACCUUGACAAUCUCCCCCUGCAUCAGAACGUGAUUCGAGAGACUCUUCGUGUCAAUGGCUCGAUUCACUCGCUGCUACGAAAGGUGAAGAACCCAAUCCCAGUCCCUGAUACCCCUUAUGUCAUUCCGACCUCCCACGUCUUGCUCGCUGCACCUGGAGUGACAGCUCUGAGUGACGAGUACUUCCCGAAUGCUAUGGCCUGGGACCCUCACCGCUGGGAGACCCAGGCUCCAGAGGAAGACAAGAAGGAGGACAUUGUGGACUAUGGAUAUGGCGCGAUGUCCAAGGGUACUUCAAGCCCAUAUCUUCCCUUCGGGGCUGGCCGUCAUCGUUGCAUCGGAGAGAAGUUUGCCUACCUCAAUCUUGCUGUCAUCAUCGCGACUAUGGUGCGCAAUAUGCGAUUCCAUAACUUGGAUGGCAAGAAAGGCGUACCUAACACAGAUUACACGUCCUUGUUCUCCGGCCCACUUAAGCCAACACGAAUUGGAUGGGAGCGUCGGACAGCCAAGAACAUUUAA